Merops nubicus (carmine bee-eater) is the source of this 3700-nucleotide messenger RNA. Its product is annotated as nodal modulator 1. The transcript has 30 exons. Lineage: Eukaryota; Metazoa; Chordata; Aves; Coraciiformes; Meropidae. The annotation marks the transcript as partial. The record is from RefSeq and is a predicted model, not a curated record. Gene Ontology annotation, cellular component: endoplasmic reticulum membrane. Gene Ontology annotation, molecular function: carbohydrate binding.
AUUAAGUUAUACACGAAGCAUGGUACUCUGAAAUACCAGACGGAUUGUGCUCCGAACAAUGGGUAUUUCAUGAUUCCCCUCUAUGAUAAGGGUGAUUUCAUUCUCAAAAUUGAGCCUCCCCUAGGGUGGAGUUUUGAACCAACCAGUGUAGACAUCCAUGUGGAUGGCAUUAAUGACAUUUGCACAAAAGGAGGUGAUAUUAACUUUGUAUUCACAGGGUUUUCUGUGAAUGGAAAGGUUCUUAGCAAAGGUCAGACAUUAGGUCCUGCUGGAGUCCAGGUUGUACUGAGAAAUGCUGGCAGUGACAUAAACCUACAAGCAACUAUUACACAGUCUGGAGGAAAGUUUGCUUUCUUCAAAGUGCUUCCUGGUGAAUAUGAAAUCUUUGCAUCUCAUCCUACCUGGAUGUUGAAAGAGUCAAACACGGUGGUACGGGUGACGAGUUCUAAUGCCUAUGCUGCUAGCCCUCUGAUUGUUGCAGGCUACAAUGUUUCUGGGUCAGUAAGGAGUGAUGGAGAACCAAUGAAAGGGGUCAUGUUUCUUCUUUUCUCCUCAUCAGUCACUAAAGAGGAUGUUGUGGGCUGCAAUAUUUCUCCUGUGGAUGGAUUCCAGUCGAGAGAUGACUCUCUAUCCUAUUUGUGCAGUGUUGUAUCAAAAGAAGAUGGAUCUUUCAGCUUUCUUUCUCUGCCAAGUGGGAAGUACACUGUGAUCCCAUUCUACAGGGGAGAGAGAAUUACCUUUGAUGUUGCACCAUCUAGAUUGGACUUCGUUGUAGAGCAUGACAGUUUACAGAUUGAGCCUGUUUUCCAUGUGAUGGGUUUCUCUGUCACAGGCAGGGUGUUGAAUGGUCCUGAAGGAGAAGGAGUUGCUGAUGCCACUGUGACUCUGAACAAUCAGAUAAAAGUAAAAACAAAAUCCGAUGGCUCUUUCCGCCUUGAGAACAUAACAACAGGUACAUACACAAUUCAUGCCAGAAAGGAGCAUCUGUUCUUUGAUACUAUUACUGUGAAGAUUGCACCAAAUACACCUCAGCUAGCAAACAUCAUUGCAACAGGAUUCAGUGUGUGUGGCCACAUCUCAGUAACUCGUUUGCCUGACACAGUCAAACAGAUCAGUAAAUACAAGGUAACCAUGACGUCUCAAGACAAGGACAAAGCAUCACUGGUUACAACAGAAACUGACCCUCAUGGAGCAUUUUGUUUUAAGGCAAAAUCGGGUACAUACAAUGUUCAGGUAAUUAUUCCAGAGGCUGAGACCAGAGCAGGAUUGGCUUUGAAACCCAAAAUGUUCCCUGUUACUGUUGUGGACAGACCAGUGAUGGAUGUGACCUUCUCUCAGUUUUUGGCAUCCAUCUCGGGGAAGAUCUCUUGUUUAGAUGCUUGUGGUGAUCUGGUGGUGACAUUACAGUCUGUGAGCCGCCAGGGUGAAAAACGCAACCUGCAGCUCUCUGGAAACGUGGACUCAGUGGCCUUCACGUUUGAAAAUGUGCUACCUGGCAAAUACAAAGUAAGCAUUGUACAUGAAGACUGGUGCUGGAAGAAUAAGUCUUUGGAGCUAGAAGUCACGGAGGAAGAUGUUUUGGGAAUAGAAUUCAGGCAGACUGGAUACAUGCUGAGGUGCUCUCUUUCUCACGCAAUUACGCUGGAAUUUUAUCAGGAUGGCAAUGGACCAGAGAACGUUGGUGUUUAUAACCUGUCCAAAGGAGUUAAUAGAUUCUGUCUUUCAAAGCCAGGUGUAUAUGAAGUGACCCCACGUUCCUGCCACCAGUUUGAACAUGAGUAUUACACUUAUGACACGUCCUCUCCUAGUAUACUGACGCUCACUGCAGUUCGACACCAUGUCCUUGGCACAAUUGUGACAGAUAAACUGAUGGAUGUCACUGUUACCAUUAAGUCAUCCAUUGACAGUGAACCUGCCUUAGUUUUAGGGCCCCUGAAAUCUGUACAGGAGUUACGUAGGGAGCAGCAGCUGGCAGAAAUUGAGACCCGUCGACAGGAGAGAGAAAAGAAGGGUCAAGAGGAGGAAGGAGCAAAGCCACCAGUGCAAGAAAUGGUAGAGGAACUCCAAGAACCAUUCUUAUAUGAGUUUUCCUAUUGGGCAAGGUCUGGUGAGAAAAUUACUGUAACACCAUCAUCAAAAGAACUGCUUUUUGAACCACCUUAUGUGGAGACAGUUGUUAGUGGAGAGAGUUGUCCUGGCAAGCUGAUAGAGAUUCGUGGAAGAGCAGGCUUAUUUCUGGAAGGGCGAAUUCAUCCUGCAUUGGAAGGUGUUGAGAUUGUCAUUGGUAAAAAGGGAGCAACUUCCCCACUCAUCACAGUUUUCACAGAUGCCAAAGGUGCUUACAGUGUUGGGCCGCUGCACAGUGACUUGAAGUAUACAGUUACUGCUCAGAAAGAAGGGUUUGUUUUGACUGCAGUAGAAGGAACAGUUGGAGACUUCAAAGCUUUUGCUCUUGCUGGGGUGACGUUCGAGAUCAAAUCGGAAGAUGACCAGGCACUUGCUGGAGUUCUCUUGUCUCUUAGUGGAGGGGUGUUUCGAUCCAACCUCCUUACACAGGAUAAUGGCAUGCUGACUUUUUCCAAUCUGAGCCCAGGACAGUAUUAUUUUAAACCCAUGAUGAAGGAGUUUCGCUUUGAACCAUCAUCACAAAUGAUUGAAGUCCAGGAAGGACAGAAUCUUAAAAUUCAGAUUACUGGCUACAGAACAGCUUACAGCUGUUAUGGCACAGUUUCUUCUUUAAAUGGAGAACCUGAGCAGGGUGUCUCAGUAGAAGCUGUGGGGCAGAAGGAUUGUAGCAUCUAUGGAGAAGACACCAUAACUGAUGAAGAGGGCAAAUUCAGGCUCCGUGGCCUUCUGCCUGGUUGUGUGUAUCAUGUCCAACUCAAAGCUGAAGGCAAUGAUCACAUUGAAAGAGCUUUACCACAGCAUCGGGCAAUUGAGGUUGGAAACAGUGACAUUGAUGAUGUUAAUAUUAUAGCAUUCCGGCAAAUCAAUCAAUUUGAUUUAAGUGGAAAUGUAAUUACAUCUUCUGAAUAUCUCUCCACGUUAUGUGUGAAGCUCUACAAAAGUGAAAACCUUGACAACCCAAUUCAUACAGUGAACUUAGGCCUAUCCCUGUUUUUCCAUUUCCCACCACUGCUCCGAGAUGGAGAGAAUUACGUAGUGCUCCUGGAUUCUACUUUAUCUAAAUCACAGUAUGACUACACCCUGCCUCAAGUCGCGUUCACUGCUAUUGGAUAUCAUAAACACGUUACACUGAUCUUUAGUCCCACUAGGAAGCUGCCUGAACAAGAUAUUGCCCAGGGAUCUUACAUCGCCUUACCACUGACUCUGCUUCUGUUGUUGGCUGGUUACAACCACGAUAAGCUUAUUCCCUUAUUGCUACAGCUGACAACUCGCCUGCAAGGAGUGCGUGCUCUUGGCCAGGCAGGUUCUGACACAGGUGGCUCAGAGGAUGCAAAGAGACAAACAAAGAAACAGAAGACAAGACGGACGUGAGAUGGAAGGGGUGAUGCAUGCAGUGCUGCUCUGUCAAACUGCAGCUUGAGAAAGUGAAGCCACUAAAAUGCAUUUUUGUUGAAUUUGCGGACUUUACAUUUUCAUUGUUGCACCAUUUGUCACACUAGCUCCAUUUUGGUUGUAAAUUUUCUAUGGACUCUAUAGAUUUCCUUGUUGUAAAGUAAUGAAAUGAAUGCCUAUG